Molecule: messenger RNA, 687 nt
Organism: Auanema sp. JU1783
Lineage: Eukaryota; Metazoa; Nematoda; Chromadorea; Rhabditida; Rhabditidae
Source: the annotation of a GenBank genome assembly
AUGUUGAAUCGGUCAUUUCUUUUAUCUCUUUCACUUGUAAUUCCAACAAUUAUAUUAGCCGAUGUUGAUUAUGCUCUCGAAUGUAACAAAGGAUAUCGAGUAUCAGCUAUUCGAAGAGCAAAAACUCAUUAUAGCACUCUGGGUUCUCUUACAAUUGAAUGUGAACAAAUAGCUUUACCAGAAGAAACAACAUGUUCACAUCAACAGAACAUUCCCAAAUGCACCGGACUGUUGGAAGGCUGUACGGGAAACAGUUUCUUAGGAGGCUUCCAUGCAUUUCUGCUCGAGAACAUUACUCAAGCUGUUGUUCUAGACCCAAUCUGCUGUUCAGCACCGUCAGUUUCAAUAGAUUCUAAUGGUUGUAUUCAUGACCAGUUAAACAACGCUAAAGAAGAUUUUUCUCAUUCAUUAGUCUCGGAUUUGCUAUACCGCGGAAUUCAAUGUUGGCAUCAAUAUGGACAAAACCAUACUUUGGUCGAUCUGUUAUGGAAAACGGAGAUUUGUCCAUUUGAUUCGAGCACUUUCCCCCUCGUUGCUGUCGAUCCUGAUUGUGAAGACUGUGAUUGUCCAUGUGGAAUUGAGCAAUGCACAAAUGGUGUAGAACCUGUGCGUAUUGUUCAUAAGAAACGGAUAGGAAAGUGCGGCUGUGAUUGUUCAUGUACCUUCAAGUGUAUUGACUAUUCUUAA